AUGAUAGACGAUGAAAAGCAGGAAACUUAUAGCAACAUGUGUGCUCUCUGUGAAAAACCAGAAGUUUGUGAUUAUCCUGAUAAAUAUUCUGGCUAUGAAGGAGCCUUAAAAUGUCUAACACAAAAUGGAGGUGAUAUUGCAUGGACAAAAGUUCUCUAUGUUAAACGUUACUUUGGUUUACCAAUUGGCAAAACAACAGUAUCACCAUCAGUUGAAAAAGCAAGUGAUUACAUGUACUUUUGUCCUGAUGGCACCAAAAUAUCAAUUGAUGCAACAACAAAACCAUGCACAUGGGCUGCUAGACCAUGGCAGGGCUACAUGGCAAAUGGACAAAUUAAAGAUGUCGAUGCUGUUCAAAAGGAACUGUCAGAACUUGGUGUUAUUGGUGAAAAUAAAAUAAAACUUGGAUCAGCAUAUGCUAAAUCAAAUUUUAUUGCAGCUAAAAUUUCAGCUUUACAUUUUCUAACAUCUGCAUCUGUAAAUACACCAUUUGAGUAG
Molecule: messenger RNA, 498 nt
Organism: Aphidius gifuensis
Lineage: Eukaryota; Metazoa; Arthropoda; Insecta; Hymenoptera; Braconidae
Product: transferrin-like
Exons: 4
Coding region: 1-498 (165 amino acids)
Biological process (GO): iron ion transport
Cellular component (GO): plasma membrane; recycling endosome; early endosome
Source: RefSeq, a predicted model, not a curated record